Megalops cyprinoides (Indo-Pacific tarpon) is the source of this 1497-nucleotide messenger RNA. It is a transcript of the gene upf3a, whose product is annotated as UPF3A regulator of nonsense mediated mRNA decay. The coding region runs from base 21 to 1484 and encodes 487 amino acids. The transcript has 11 exons. Gene Ontology annotation, molecular function: telomeric repeat DNA binding. The record is from RefSeq and is a predicted model, not a curated record. Gene Ontology annotation, biological process: positive regulation of translation; nuclear-transcribed mRNA catabolic process, nonsense-mediated decay. Gene Ontology annotation, cellular component: nucleolus; cytoplasm. NCBI's taxonomy places the organism in Eukaryota, Metazoa, Chordata, Actinopteri, Elopiformes, Megalopidae.
CUGACAGCGGAGCCAGAAAGAUGAGGUCUGAGAAGGAGCUGGUGACGAGCGGAAGGGAAAGGAGGAUUGUCGAAAUACAAUUUAGGGACCUUCCGAGAGAGCAAGACGGUGUCUCUGCCAACCCUAAGCCUAAGGAAGAGAAAAAAGAAAUCUUCACCAAGGUUGUUAUUCGGCGCCUACCACCAAGCCUAUCAAAGGACCAGCUGGAAGAGCAGAUCAGUCCGUUGCCCGCCUAUGACUAUUUUGAAUUUUUCUCAGCUGAUCAAAGUCUGUAUCCACACCUUUUCUCCCGGGCAUACAUUAAUUUUAAAAACCCAGAAGAUAUUGUCCUCUUCAGAGACCGAUUCGAUGGCUAUGUUUUCAUAGACAACAAAGGCCAAGAAUAUCCUGCUGUUGUAGAAUUUGCACCAUUUCAGAAAGUUUCCAAGAAAAAGCUGAAAAAGAAAGAUGCCAAAGCUGGAAGUAUUGAAGAAGACCCAGAGUACAGGAGGUUUCUGGAGAGCUACUGCUGUGAUGAGGAGAAGACGACAGCCAAUCCAGAGACACUGCUGGGAGAGAUCGAGGCAAAGACCAGAGAGCUAAUAGCCAAGAGAACAACACCACUUCUGGAAUACAUAAAAAACAAGAAACUUGAGAAGCAGAGGAUCAGGGAGGAGAAGAGAGAGGAGAGGAGGCGCAGGGAGCAGGAGAAAAAGCGACAGAGGGAGGAGGAGAAGAGGAAGCGGAGGGAGGAAGAGAGGCGCAAACGCAAGGAGGCUGAGAAGCAAAAGAAGCUGGCGGAGAAGGAGAUCAAAAUCAAGCUCCUGAAGAAAUCGGACAGAGAUGAUGAUCCAGACUCUGACAGACUGAAAGACAGAGGUGACAGCGGAGACACUGAGAGGAACAGAUGGGACAAAUCAUCUGGACACAUGAAGGCAAAGCAUCUGGAAAAGGAGGCAAAAGACAAAAGCCAGGCUGAGAGUGACAAGGAACAAAGGGACCACGGCCGCAGGCUGAGGGACAAGGACCCAGACAGGCAUCGGGGUCGCGACGAGGAACGCAAGCGCCAGAGGCACCACUACGAGUUCGACAAGUUCAUGCGCCACAAGGAAGAGACCAAGUGGGGCAAGGGGUACUGCCAGGACAGGGCCAAGAAGGACAGCCACCACCACAACUACUCGUUUUGCCCGGACACAGGGGACAAGCUGGGGAAGGAUGACAGGGAGGACAUGGGCAGCCGGAAGGAACGCAUUCGAAACAAGUCUGUGUUAGCGCAUCAGGACAAAAGGACCUCCCAGUCUGAGGGGCGAGACCAGAUAGGAGGGGCUCUGCCAGUCAAGGACCGUCCUGCCAUGCAGCUGUACCAGCCAGGGGCGCACAGCCGUACCCGCGCGGGGUCGGGGGGCAAGGGGUAUGACUGCUUCGGCAACUCGCCAGAGCGUGGAGGCGAGCCCAGGUACGAGAUGGCCAUGGGGACGGGGUCCGAGAAGAGCGGGGACGAGUAAUCUUGCCAAUCGC